Oncorhynchus tshawytscha (Chinook salmon) is the source of this 2812-nucleotide messenger RNA. Its product is annotated as prostaglandin E synthase. The record is from RefSeq and is a predicted model, not a curated record. Gene Ontology annotation, cellular component: membrane. Gene Ontology annotation, biological process: prostaglandin biosynthetic process. Gene Ontology annotation, molecular function: prostaglandin-E synthase activity. The coding region runs from base 80 to 577 and encodes 165 amino acids. The transcript is spliced from 3 exons. NCBI's taxonomy places the organism in Eukaryota, Metazoa, Chordata, Actinopteri, Salmoniformes, Salmonidae.
AGUGUUUAGACUGGGGAUCCAGCCCACUCACACACACUUUCCCGUUAGGCACACAUCAACAGCAGUACUUAAUUUGGGAAUGGGAAGAUCAUACCAAAUAAUGAUGUUAGAGAACAAGGUUUUUUCCUGUUUUGUAUUCUAUAGUGUUCUCCUGGUAAUCAAGAUGUACAUCAUAGCAAUCAUCACUGGACAAGUAAGGCUGCGCAAAAAGGCUUUCGCAAACCCAGAGGACGCGCUGAGACAUGGUGGCCUCCAGCACUUCAGAGAGGAUCCAGAUGUAGAGCGGUGCCAAAGGGCUCACCGUAACGACAUGGAGAAUAUCGUCCCCUUCCUGUUCCUGGGGGCCGUCUACUCCCUGAUUGGCCCGUCGCUGGCCGUGGCCCGCGCUCACUUCCUGGUCUUCUUCCUAUUCCGCAUGCUCCAUACGCUGGCCUACCUCUGUGUCCUGCGGGCACCCACGCGCUCCCUGGCCUAUGUGAUCGCCCAGGUGCCCUGCAUCUCCAUGGCCGUUCAGAUUCUCGCGGCGGUGUCCUCGUAUGCGUGUUCUGACUUUAUUGGUGACCGUGUCAAUCUGUGACCAAUCUCAGUGGAUGAUUAGGGCCUGAUAAGAGCAGUAGAGAAUACUGCUUGUAAGAGGGAACAGAUAUUUUUCAUAUGAGGGAAAUCCUAAAGACUGCAUUGUCAUCAGACUGCAAUGCUACAAUAGCAGUUUGUGCCUCUCAGCAAUGCUCUAUGAAGUGUACACUGUUGUGCUCUAGCUAGUACAUCUUCAUGUAGUACUGUAUUCUUUUACAUCUUAGUCACAUAGCAGACGCUUUUAUCCAGAGCAACUUGCAGAUGCCUUGCUCAAGGGCACAUAGACAGAUGUUUCACCUAGUUGGCUCGGGGAUUUGAACCAGCAACCUUUCAGUUACUAACCCAAUGCUCUUAACCGCCAGGCUACCUAUAUGCUACAGAAUGUUGAAGUCAAUUGACUCCCUCUGAAGGUCAUGGGGACACUACUCUCGGAAGAAAAAGGUUAACCUUUCGAUUAACAUGUAACUUUGUAACCAAUUAAUUGGGUUGACAUGUUUUUUUUCAUACACAAGUCAAUGUUACUUGUUUUCAUCUUUUACAUUCUGUAUUUUUUGUCAUUCAACAAGUGGUAUUUUUGUAGGAAAGUCUGGGAUGUAGUGACCUAUUUGCUCAAACCAAUCCAGUAUUUUAGAAGUUGAACUGAAGAGCAGACAUGUAUAACACAAAUCAUUUAUAAUAAUGCAUUUUUUAAACGAAAACAGAAGAAAACGGUUGAAUACCAUAUUCUAAGGAAUAUUUCUGGUGUGGUGGUCACUGUAUUUGUUUACAAAGCAUUGGCCACUAAGCUAUCACAUGAUGGAGGAUGAUGACUAUGUCAGAUAUGUCACCACUCCUGUCGAUGGGCUACGGAUGGGUUAGGAGGUUUGUCCUGAUCACAGGACUUGACUCACUAGGGCCCAUAGCUUUUUCUGGUCCGUUCCUGGACCUAGAUAGGAUCUAUGACUGCUGACUGAUCCAUAAUCAUAACAUCUACAGAUGCUGAAUCUUAAUGUGAUCAUCCUGUUGUUGCAGGAAUAUUCCUGCACAGCAAGAAAUGCAAACCAAAAAUGUAUCAACCCCUAAAAAAAUGUCAAUUCCAAUUCACAUUUCCUGUUGCUGCAGGAUUAUUUUUCUCCUGUGUAAAACUGGCUCAAUUUAAGAUACGGUAUCUGUAUUUUAACCUCAACCUUUGUGUUUCUUUAGCCUGUUUACAGAUCAACUCUGGCAAGCCUGCAAAAACAGAUCUUGGAUCAGGCUAAUGUUUUUAGAGUACUGUCCAUCAAUAACCAAUAGAUGGUUUGUCCAUAAAUGCUAUUGUGUGUUCUACACUGCAGCCCUUUGAGGCUUGCUAGAGCAGAAGAUGAUAUUGUGUAAACCUACAUGUUUCAAUUGGGAAUCAUUACUGAACAGUUACGACACAGUUCCAACUUACUGCAACACAGUUCCAAGUUGGAACACAAUUUCAGGCCUCUGGAUUAUAAUUAAGCAAUAUGUGGCUAGGUACAAGCUUAUCAAUAGACCACCAUUAGUUCCUCAGACAGACAGACUUUUGGCCUGGAAGUUGUUCCUUCCUCUGACUUGGGGCUGCUAGGUAAUCUCAUUCGGGGCUAGGGGUAAGACAUUGGAAUCUCUGGCUGGGGGAAGGUGAUUGUCGUAGGUGGGACGGUGGGUAUUCGCUGGCCUCUCUCUCCUUGUCUGAUGGUCCAGAGUUCCAGGCAGGGCUGAGUUCCAGAAUUCCUCCUUCGUUAUGUAAGGCCCUGGACUGGACACUGUCCACAGGAAGGGGCUAGGGGGGGGGGCUGGAAAAUGUGCAGUCAUGCAUGCUUGCUGCUAACCUACACACAGUCAUGGGCUGUAGACUCUUCCUCAUACUCAUUUAAACACGCUCUCACAUUCACACAUGGAUAUGUGCCCAGUCUGUAACUUACUGUAUAGGUGUUCACAAUUACAUGCAUUCUUGCACUUCACCCUCUUUAUGUCUCAAUCAUAUUAACACACUUACAUACUCUCACUGUACAUGACAAUUCAUUUUACAUACCAACUGCAAGGUAUUCAAAAGAAAUAUGUAUUUUUUCUAUGGAUGACUUCAUCUUGUAUCAAUUCAAUGUACAAUGGGAUAGCCGCAGAAAUGAGUUUGGUGGGUGGGGGGAUACCAUUUGUUAUUUGUUUUGCCCAUGCUGAGGACCGCUAUAUCAGUCCACUAAUAUAGGACUAGUACUUAUUUUGUGAAAAUUGUAAUUAAAUGUAUUUGAGUGUU